This is a messenger RNA of Rotaria sp. Silwood1, 465 nucleotides long. The record is from the annotation of a GenBank genome assembly. Lineage: Eukaryota; Metazoa; Rotifera; Eurotatoria; Philodinida; Philodinidae.
AUGGCAACUAGUUAUUCAUCAAUAUCGCAACGAGAACGUAAUACUCAAGCAUUUUUUCCAAAUUCGGCAACACAUGCUGAUCAAUGUCGUUUUGUUUGUAUUUAUCCGGCUUAUAUAAAUGCAAAAAAAACACGAGCACAAGGUCGUCGUGUUGGCAAAUCAAAAGCUGUCGACAAUCCAUCGGUUAAUGAAAUACGUGAUAUUUUAGAGAAUGCUGGUUUAAAAGCUAUUGUAGAAUCGAAUCGUUUAUAUUGUCGAGAAGAAUCACGUGAACCGCAAUAUCGUGGUCGUGUUCGUGUGCAAUUAAAAAAUGCUGAUGAAUCAUUAGUUAAAGAACAAUUUAAAACAAAAGAUGAUUUAUUAUUUUAUCUUGUUGAAAUGAUACCAAAAUUAAAAACACGUAGUGGAAAUCAACAACAGCAACAACAAAAUCAACAAGGUGGAGGCAAGGGCAAAAAACGUUAG